AUGGAACAUCCACCAGCAGCUCUCAGAACAUUUUCAACCCAAUCAACUUCAUCUUUGAAUUCAGUAAGUACUGUUUCGUCUUCAAGAAUUGUUUCUCUGGGCCCAGUCAAUAUAAACAAUUUCAAUAAACCAAGUACUCCCAAAGACCAUUUAUUCUAUCGAUGUGAAUCACUAAAACGAAAACUACAAAAAAUCCCUGGCAUGGAACCAUUUUUGAACCAAGCUUUCAAUCAGGCUGAACAACUCAGUGAACAACAAGCAUUGGCUUUGGCACAGGAAAGAAGCAAUGGAAAUGGACAUAGUAAUGGCAAACGUCAUCAAUCAUUAGACGGUGCCAUGAAUAGACUUUCAGUUGGUUCUGAUAGUAGUUCGAUCCAAGGUUCAUUGACACGAAUGGCCACCAAUGCGUCAACGUCAUCUUUAAUCAGUGGUAUGCCAAACAACAACACUUUAUUUACGUUUACUGCAGGGGUUUUACCAGCUAAUAUUAGUGUCGAUCCUGCUACCCAUCUUUGGAAAUUGUUCCAACAAGGGGCCCCCUUUUGUGUUCUUAUCAAUCAUAUCCUUCCUGAUUCCCAAAUACCAGUUGUCAGUUCUGAUGACUUGAGAAUUUGCAAAAAAUCAGUAUAUGACUUUUUAAUUGCCGUCAAGACGCAAUUGAAUUUUGAUGACGAGAAUAUGUUCACUAUAUCCAAUGUUUUCUCCGACAAUGCCCAAGAUUUAAUCAAGAUUAUUGAUGUCAUUAAUAAACUACUUGCUGAGUACUCAGAUGCUAGUGACCUGGGUGGUGGCGAUGAAGAUGUAAAUAUGGAUGUUCAAAUUACCGAUGAAAGAUCAAAAGUUUUCCGAGAAAUUAUCGAAACAGAAAGAAAAUAUGUUCAAGACUUGGAACUAAUGUGUAAAUACCGUCAAGAUCUAAUUGAAGCCGAAAAUUUGUCUUCAGAACAAAUUCACUUGUUAUUCCCAAAUUUAAAUGAGAUUAUUGAUUUUCAAAGACGAUUCCUCAAUGGGUUAGAAUGUAACAUCAAUGUACCUAUUAGAUAUCAAAGAAUUGGAUCAGUAUUUAUUCAUGCUUCUUUGGGCCCUUUCAAUGCUUAUGAACCUUGGACUAUAGGACAAUUGACGGCGAUUGAUUUGAUCAACAAAGAAGCUGCUAAUUUGAAAAAAUCAUCGAGUCUACUUGAUCCUGGGUUUGAACUUCAAUCGUAUAUAUUAAAGCCGAUCCAAAGAUUGUGUAAAUACCCACUUUUGUUGAAAGAGUUAAUCAAAACAUCACCAGAAUAUUCAAAACAGGACCCCCAUGGCAGCUCGUCAUUGACAUCAUUCAAUGAAUUAUUGGUGGCUAAAACUGCAAUGAAAGAAUUGGCAAAUCAAGUCAAUGAGGCGCAAAGACGAGCAGAAAAUAUCGAACAUUUGGAAAAACUAAAAGAAAGAGUAGGUAAUUGGCGUGGGUUUAAUUUGGAUGCUCAAGGAGAACUAUUAUUCCACGGACAAGUUGGGGUUAAAGAUGCUGAAAAUGAAAAGGAAUACGUUGCUUAUCUUUUUGAAAAAAUUGUAUUUUUUUUCACAGAAAUUGAUGAUAACAAAAAAUCUGAUAAACAGGAAAAGAAGAGCAAGUUUUCGACAAGAAAGAGAUCAACUUCAUCAAAUCUUAGUUCAUCGACUACUAAUUUGUUGGAAUCAAUAAACAAUUCCCGAAAGGAUAACACAUUGCCAUUGGAAUUAAAAGGAAGAGUUUAUAUAUCGGAGAUUUAUAACAUUUCCGCUCCAAACACUCCUGGCUCAACCCUAAUCAUCUCAUGGUCAGGUAGAAAGGAAAGCGGCUCAUUCACUUUGAGAUAUCGUAGUGAAGAAGCCAGAAACCAAUGGGAAAAGUGUUUACGUGAUUUGAAGACUAAUGAAAUGAAUAAACAAAUUCAUAAGAAGUUACGUGAUUCCGACCUGUCAUUUAAUACUGAUGACUCUGCCAUAUAUGAUUACACGGGUAUUAGUACGUCACCAGUCAAUCAAUCAACUCAACAACAAUACUAUGAUCAUCGGGGCUCUCACAGUUCCCGCCAUCACUCAUCGUCAUCCACUUUGAGUAUGAUGAAGAAUAAUAGAGUUAAAUCUGGUGAUUUGAGUAGAAUAUCUUCAACUUCAACAACAUUAGAUUCUUUCAGUAACAACUUGAAUGGGUCACCAAAUACCACUAAUCCAUCUUUGACGUCUUCAGAUGCCACCAAAACAAUUCCAACAUUUGACGUUGCAAUUAAAUUGCUUUACAAAUCGACAGAAUUGUCAGAGCCAUUGAUUGUCAAUGCACAAAUUGAGUAUAAUGACCUUUUACAGAAAAUUAUCUCCCAGAUUAUCACUUCGAACUUGGUGGCUGAUGAUGUCAAUAUUAGUCGAUUGAGAUAUAAAGACGACGAAGGAGACUUUGUGAAUUUGAAUUCAGAUGAUGAUUGGGGGUUAGUGCUUGAUAUGUUAACCAGUGAAGACUUUUACCAAACAUCAAGCAAUGAAAAACGACUGGUGACAGUGUGGGUUUCUUGA
This is a messenger RNA of Candida albicans SC5314, 2535 nucleotides long. It is a transcript of the gene CDC24, whose product is annotated as Rho family guanine nucleotide exchange factor. Gene Ontology annotation, cellular component: nucleus; mating projection tip; division septum. Lineage: Eukaryota; Fungi; Ascomycota; Pichiomycetes; Serinales; Debaryomycetaceae. Gene Ontology annotation, molecular function: guanyl-nucleotide exchange factor activity; protein binding. Gene Ontology annotation, biological process: intracellular signal transduction; septin ring organization; establishment of cell polarity. The transcript has a single exon. The record is from RefSeq and is a predicted model, not a curated record. Bases 1 to 2535 code for a protein of 844 amino acids.